Molecule: messenger RNA, 1047 nt
Organism: Peniophora sp. CBMAI 1063
Lineage: Eukaryota; Fungi; Basidiomycota; Agaricomycetes; Russulales; Peniophoraceae
Source: the annotation of a GenBank genome assembly
AUGUCGUCUCCCGAUCCUUCAGGUCUUGGUCCAAACUUGGGGGCUCUUGAAGUUGGCGUCCUUGUGGCAUACUUUUUGGCUGGAAUGAAUAUCCUGCAAGCGUUCAUAUACUACCAGGCCGAGUUCCCGAACGAUAGUCGUUUCAUCAGAGCCUUGAUCGCCGUCGUGAUUGCUGUUGAGAUGUUUCACAGUGGAUUGAUCGGCGCGUUCAUCUACAACGCCACGAUUGAUAACUUUGGCAACUACGCUGCACUAGACAGGACUCCUUGGACCAUGGCGAUUACUAUUCCGGUUGGCGGUCUCGCGCAGGCGUUAGUUCAGCUAUUCUUCGCUUUCCGAGCAUACAUCGUUACUAGAAAGCGGAUCUGGAUACUCCUGUUGUCCGGGACGGGGACGAUGAUCCAUCUCUCGUGCUCCAUCGUCGGAGGAGUCGAGUCUGCGCGUCACAGUAUCUCUGUUUUCACAGUCCAGUAUCGCUAUAUUGCGAUCCUCGGGCUUGUGGCCGGCGCCUCGGCCGACGCUCUGAACACCACAAUGCUUGUCUAUGCUCUAUACCGCGCCCGUAGCAGGAUCACACAGUCGCGUAAGAUAGUCGAGCGUUUAAUACUAUGGUCGACAGAGACGGGAGUCCUAGUAACCGCUGUUAGCUUCCUUGGCCUGAUUCUUGUGUUUGCGCUGCCCCAGACACCUGCUUGGCUGGUCGUUGUCUUGGUCUUCGCUAAAUUAUAUUCCAAUACAAUGUUAGCCACAUUCAAUGGCCGACUCGCCCUGCGAUCUUCCGGCACCCAAGCGCAUAUCAGUGUCAUGACUUUGACAGGAGUUCCCAAGGGCCAAGCCCCAGCCAAAAAGCCGCACAGCUCUCCCGUCCACGUUCAGAUGACGCGCCAAAAAAUCAUCAUGAGGGACGGUCAGUGGGGGGACACGAUGGAAAGCGUGGACCGUGAGAGUCCCGUCAAGGAUGCGCAGUCGCUUUCAGCUCCCUUUGCCCACGACGUCUCCGUCGGGGAUACAGUCGCGGGUCUCGGAGACGGCCGUAACGAGGUGUAG